Messenger RNA from Phlebotomus argentipes, 608 nucleotides. Its product is annotated as homeotic protein deformed-like. NCBI's taxonomy places the organism in Eukaryota, Metazoa, Arthropoda, Insecta, Diptera, Psychodidae. The transcript has a single exon. The record is from RefSeq and is a predicted model, not a curated record. The annotation marks the transcript as partial.
AUAGACAAUCUCGUGAGAAACGGACGUGCUCGGGAGUGCUCCAUCGCCCGAUCGAUUAUGCAAGAGUACCAAUGGAAUAUUAAGUGUGCGCAGUGAAGAGUUUGACAAAAGUGUUCAAUAGAGGAAAAUGCUCAGAGUGAUUCCGGUGGCGAAGUGGGAUUACCGCGGGUGUCAGUGGAUAGAAUCAUGUUGGAUGAUGUAAAUGUGCUGUGCCAUUAGCAUGGUGGCUUCUGAUCACUGAUCCCGCCACGGAGGACAAAAUAAUGGACAUUUGUGGGUAGUGAAAGAUGAGUUCAUUCCUGAUGGGUUACCCACAUCACAUUCAGAGCCCCAUGGGCACCACUAUCGAGCCAAAGUUCCCACCAAACGAGGAGUACCAUCACCACCAUCACAAUGGCUACGCGUCCAUGGGGACGCCGGCCGUCCAGAACACCGGCGAUUAUCUGCACCACCAGAGCAAUUCGCUGCACCAGAACAGCAAUUUCAACUACGCCCAGGGCAUCGGGGGCCACUUCUAUCACCACCACCACGGCUACGGGGCCGCCGCGGCCCAGAUGCCCACCGCACAGAGCAAUUCCUACUCGCCGGCGGCCCCCGUGACCACCGGC